Brassica napus (rape) is the source of this 714-nucleotide messenger RNA. Its product is annotated as polycomb group protein FERTILIZATION-INDEPENDENT SEED 2-like. Lineage: Eukaryota; Viridiplantae; Streptophyta; Magnoliopsida; Brassicales; Brassicaceae. The record is from RefSeq and is a predicted model, not a curated record. Gene Ontology annotation, molecular function: chromatin DNA binding. The annotation marks the transcript as partial. The transcript is spliced from 5 exons. Gene Ontology annotation, cellular component: nucleus.
GAUAUUAGGAGUCGGCAGUUCUAUCACUCUCAAACAUUGCAGCCAAUGACUCUGGAAGAAGUACUGUCUGAUGCGGACAGCGAUAAUGAAGAUGAUCAAGAAUUUAAAGAUUUUCAAGAACGCAUGAAGAUUGAUCGGUUGGUGGAUGCCAGCGAUGAGGAGAAGAGAUUUAUGUGGCUUUGGAACACAUUCAUUAGAAAGCAAAGGGUGUACGCGGAUAAACAUGUUCCUUGGGCAUGUGAAGAGUUCGUAAAACUUCAUGCGAAAGAGCUGAUCACUCCUAAACUUCUCUGGCAAUGGAGAAUGUUCGCAGUUGAUACGCUGUGUUUAAAAUACGGUCUGAUAUGCGCCAAGACCAUGGACAAAUGCAGUAUCAUCCUGCAGAAGGCACAGGAAGCAGAAGAAGCACCAGAAGAAGCUGCUGCAGCAGCAGAAGUGGCGGCGGCAGCGGCAGAAGCGGAGGCAGCAGUGGCGGCAGCAGAAAAAGCAGCAGCAGCGGCAAAAGUGGCAGCAGAUGCAGCGGCAGCAAAAGCAUCCGCCGCUAAAGGCACAAGAAAAAGCGCCAGAACGCAAAAGAAGAGAAGCAAGAAGCAGCUUCCUCUUCUAAAGCUAAUGCUAAUGGCAACGAGCCACAGCCAAUGGAACUUGAUGAAGAACAACAUUAGCCAGAUCUUCAUUUCUGAACUGAGAGAUCCAAACUAUUUUAAAACUCCC